GCUUCAUCCUCCGGAAACCUACAACUCCAGGCACCCGGCCACCAGCUUUCGGAACUAUGGAGGCCGCGCCCGGGACCCCCCCGCCGCCGCCAUCAGAGUCGCCGCCGCCGCCAUCGUCGCCACUGCCAUCAACGCCUUCGCCUCCUCCGUGUUCCCCCGACGCCUGCCCGGCCACCCCGCACCUCCUCCACCACCGCCUCCCGCUCCCUGACGACAGGGAGGAUGGUGAGUUGGAAGAAGGCGAACUGGAAGAUGACGGGGCCGAGGAGACCCAGGACACCUCCGGAGGCCCGGAGAGGAGCCGGAAGGAGAAGGGGGAUAAGCACCACAGCGAUUCUGACGAGGAGAAGUCUCACCGGAGGCUGAAGCGGAAACGCAAGAAAGAGCGAGAGAAGGAGAAGAGGAGGUCCAAGAAGAGGCGGAAAUCCAAGCACAAACGCCAUGCUUCUUCCAGCGAUGACUUCUCUGACUUCUCGGAUGACUCGGAUUUCAGCCCCAGCGAGAAGGGGCACCGCAAGUACAGAGAGUACAGCCCCCCGUAUGCGCCGUCCCACCAGCAGUACCCCCCGUCGCAUACCACGCCCCUGCCCAAGAAGGCCUACUCCAAGAUGGAUAGCAAAGGCUACAGCAUGUAUGAAGAUUACGAGAACGAGCAGUAUGGGGAGUACGAGGGUGACGAGGAGGAGGACAUGGGCAAGGACGACUACGACGACUUCACCAAAGAGCUGAACCAGUACCGGCGUGCCAAGGAGGGCAGCAGCCGAGGCCGAGGCAGCCGGGGCCGGGGCCGGGGCUACCGGGGCCGAGGAAGCCGUGGAGGGUCUCGAGGCCGAGGCAUGGGCAGGGGCAGCCGAGGCCGGGGCAGAGGCUCCAUGGGAGGAGACCACCCAGAAGAUGACGACGACUUCUACGAGGAGGAGAUGGAGUAUGGAGAAAGUGAGGAGCCGAUGGGAGACGAGGAUUAUGACGAUUAUUCUAAGGAGCUGAACCAGUACCGCCGGUCCAAGGACGGCCGAGGACGAGGCUUAAGUCGAGGCCGUGGCCGGGGCUCCCGGGGUCGAGGGAAAGGGAUGGGCCGGGGCCGCGGUCGAGGUGGCAGCCGUGGAGGGAUGAACAAGGGCGGAAUGAACGAGGACGACGACUUCUACGAUGAGGACAUGGGCGAUGGCGGUGGCGGAAGCUACCGGCGGAGUGACCAUGACAAACCCCACCAGCAGUCCGACAAGAAAGGCAAAGUCAUCUGCAAAUACUUCGUGGAAGGGCGGUGCACAUGGGGAGACCACUGUAAUUUUAGCCAUGACAUCGAGCUACCAAAGAAGCGAGAACUGUGCAAGUUUUAUAUCACUGGAUUUUGUGCCAGAGCCGAGAACUGCCCCUAUAUGCAUGGUGAUUUUCCCUGUAAGUUGUAUCACACCACUGGGAACUGCAUCAACGGUGACGACUGCAUGUUCUCACACGACCCUCUGACUGAGGAGACGAGAGAGCUCUUGGAUAAGAUGCUGGCCGAUGACGCGGAAGCAGGCGCCGAGGAUGAGAAGGAAGUCGAGGAACUGAAGAAGCAGGGCAUCAACCCCCUGCCCAAACCACCCCCCGGCGUGGGCCUCCUGCCCACCCCGCCCCGCCCGCCCGGCCCGCCGGCCCCCACCUCUCCAAAUGGCAGGCCCCUGCAGGGUGGCCCCCCGCCCCCACCCCCGCCCCCGCCUCCGCCCCCUGGGCCCCCUCAGAUGCCCAUGCCGGUGCAUGAGCCGCUGUCCCCGCAGCAGCUGCAGCAGCAGCAGGACAUGUACAACAAGAAGAUCCCCUCCUUGUUUGAGAUUGUAGUGCGGCCCACAGGACAGCUGGCGGAGAAGCUGGGUGUGAGAUUCCCUGGACCCGGAGGACCCCCAGGGCCGAUGGGCCCUGGGCCCAACAUGGGACCCCCAGGGCCGAUGGGGGGCCCGAUGCACCCGGACAUGCACCCUGACAUGCACCCCGACAUGCACCCCGACAUGCCGAUGGGCCCAGGCAUGAACCCGGGCCCACCCAUGGGACCAGGAGGCCCCCCGAUGAUGCCCUAUGGUCCUGGAGACUCCCCACAUUCUGGAAUGAUGCCCCCCAUCCCGCCAGCCCAGAACUUCUAUGAAAACUUCUACCAGCAGCAGGAGGGCAUGGAAAUGGAGCCGGGCCUCAUUGGGGACACAGAGGACUACGGGCACUACGAAGAGCUGCCGGGGGAGCCUGGGGAGCACCUCUUCCCCGAGCACCCUCUGGAGCCUGACAGCUUCUCUGAGGGAGGGCCCCCAGGCCGGCCGAAGCCGGGCGCCGGUGUCCCCGACUUCCUGCCCUCGGCCCAGAGGGCCCUGUACCUGAGGAUCCAGCAGAAGCAGCAGGAGGAGGAGGAGAGAGCGAGGAGGCUGGCUGAGAGCAGCAAGCAGGACCGGGAGAAUGAGGAAGGUGACCCUGGAAACUGGUAUUCAAGCGAUGAGGAUGAAGGUGGGAGCAGUGUCACCUCCAUCCUGAAGACCUUGAGGCAGCAGACAUCCAGCCGACCCCAGGCUUCCGGCGGGGAGCUGAGCAGCAGUGGGCUGGGGGACCCCCGCCUCCAGAAGGGCCACCCCACGGGAGGCCGGCUGGCUGACCCCCGCCUCAGCCGGGACCCCAGACUCAGCCGUCAUGCUGAGGCUUCCGGUGGGUCAGGCCCAGGCGACACAGGACCUUCAGACCCUCGACUGGCUCGCUCCCUGCCCACCCCCAAGCCCGAAGGCGGCCUUCAUUCCAGUCCCGUGGGCCCCAGUGGCUCCAAGGGGUCUGGGCCACCCCCUGCAGAGGAAGAGGAAGGGGAGCGGGCCCUUCGGGAGAAGGCUGUGAACAUUCCCCUGGAUCCUCUCCCUGGGCACCCGCUGCGGGACCCGCGAUCACAGCUGCAGCAGUUCAGCCACAUCAAGAAAGAUGUGACGUUGAGCAAGCCGAGCUUCGCCCGCACUGUGCUCUGGAACCCUGAGGACCUCAUCCCCCUGCCCAUCCCCAAGCAGGAUGCUGUGCCCCCCGUGCCCGCAGCCCUGCAGUCCAUGCCUGCCCUGGAUCCCAGGCUGCACCGCACCACCACCACCUCGGGCCCCCCCAACCCCCGGCAGCGCCCAGGCACCUCCACAGAUCCCAGCGCAUCCGGCUCCAACCUGCCUGACUUCGAGCUCCUCUCUCGCAUCCUAAAGACUGUCAAUGCCACCGGCCCCUCGGCAGCCCCUGGUCCCGGUGACAAGCCCAGUGACCCUCGAGUGCGAAAGACACCCACCGACCCUCGGCUGCAGAAACCAGCAGACUCUGCCACCUCCUCCCGGGCUGCCAAGCCUGGCUCCACUGAAGUCUCUCCAUCCGCCAGCCCCAGCGGGGAGUCCUCCCCACCAGCCACCGCCCCCUAUGACCCCCGAGUGCUGGCAGCAGGCGGCCUGGGCCAGGGCAGCGGGAGUGGGCAGAGCAGCGUGCUGAGUGGCAUCAGCCUCUAUGACCCCAGGACUCCCAAUGCUGGUGGCAAAGCCGCAGAGCCUGCUGCUGAUGCGGGCACCCAGCCCAAGGGCCCCGAGGGCAACGGCAAGAGUUCCGCCACCAAGGCCAAGGAGCCUCCAUUUGUCCGCAAGUCCGCUCUGGAACAGCCCGAAUCGGGGAAGCCUGGGGCAGAUGGGGGCGCGGCCACAGCCACGGACAGAUACAACAGUUACAACCGGCCCCGGCCCAAGGCCACCCCUGCCGCCGCUGCCUCAGGCACCCCGCCACCAGAGGGCGCCUCCCCCCAGCCCGGCGUGCACAACCUGCCCGUGCCCACGCUCUUCGGGACGGUGAAACAGGCACCCAAGACGGGCUCCGGAAGCCCCUUUGCCGGCAACAGUCCAGCCCGAGAGGGUGAGCAGGACGCUGGGUCCCUGAAAGAUGUUUUUAAAGGCUUUGACCCCACUGCCUCCCCCUUUUGCCAGUAGUGUUAAGCCAGAGUCGAGAGCUCCCCGCACCCUACCCUUCCCAGGGCAAUAUUUAAGGGCAGAAACCAGAGUUGGGGGCUUGGGGGGAGGGGGAGGGUGUUCUUUCUUUCCUUUUUUUCUAUUUUUUUUUCCCCUUGCCUUUUUUUUUUUUUUUUUUGGUAGUACUUUCUUUGAAACAUAUAAAUUGUACAUAACCAUCUUCACUUCUGGUCAGCGCUGUGGGGCUUCUAGGCUCCCGGUGAGAAAACCUACGUGUAUGUGUGAACAGUCGCGACUCCCCGGGCCUCAGCUCCAACUGGCACUCCUCCUGGCCUGGCCGGGCCUGAUUUUCAGGGACUCCUUAAAGGCUGGGGCCGUGGUCUGGUGGCUGGGGGUCCGGUGGGUUUUCUGGGCAAAGCCUGGCCCCUCUUCCUUCUCCCCUAGCCCCCAUGCCCCCAGGACAAAAGGAACAGCAGACAUCAAGGAGGCAGUAAACACUGCUCACCCUGUGUUGCAUGAAUAAGAAGAGAUGGAGCCACGACAGUGGGCAGGACCAGCGUGGAAGCAGGUCCAGGCGCUUCUAGAACCCCGUCUCCUCUGCAGUGUGCUGGCAAUGAUGACCCACUUCAGGGGCCAGUGGAAGUGAAAAAGUAUCAAGAAAGAAUGAGCAAGCCCUCAGAAGCUGCCUGGGCUGGGAGAGACAGAGUCCCUUCCCACUGCUGUCUCGUCUGGAUUCACACAUGAGCCUUCCUGCCAUCCUCCGUCCAGAGUGCAUCCCUAAACCCGCGCCGUCCAGCUUGUGUCAGAAGACUCCAGGGUGAGAGAUGGACCUGGAGUCAGCAGGGCUGGUGUGGGGCGAUGUCCCCCAAGAGCUGCCUCCAGGAGGCCGCCUCCGCAGACCACGUGUUCUCCGUCAGUAUUAUCCCUCAUCCUGUCCUAUCGUGUCACGGCCAUGCCUUUCUCCCCUCCUGCUGGGGUCUGCCCUGGGCCUCAGAAGCCAGAGUGCCCAGUGUGCCAGCCCCUCUGGGGACAGCUCAAGGAUCCGUGGCGUGGCCACUCCACCAGGCUUCCGACAGGGAACCCUUGGUGGUUCUAGGCAAAGUGUUUCUGCUCCCUCCGCUUUCUUCACACCUCCUUGCACCAUAUCUUUAGGGCCUAUGGUUUUUGGUGCGUUUGGUUUUCUUCCAAGCUGACAGGUGCAUGAGUUCAGAAGCAUGUACAGUGUUGGAUUUGUGGUUACUUUGGGGACAGGGGCCUGAGGAAAGGGUGAGAGACGAGCCAGGGCAAGGAAGGGGCUGCAUGGCCCUCUCCAAGAGAGGGACUGGGACCCCACUGAGGGUGGGGGCAAGGAGCCCAAAGCCUGUGUCCUGCUCUUCCCAUCUGGCUGAGCCAGGAAGGGAGCAGAGAUGCCUGCCCCGAGUGCCCCCACCGCCCCUAAGACCCUGGCCGGGCCUGUCCUGUCCAGAGGAGGUCCACACUACGAACAUGGCCUGAAGGGACGGGCCCGAGAGGAACUGGCCGAGGCUGGGUGGCCAGGGUCCUUUCCGCCUGCAUGUCAGUACAUGCCGACUGUCUCCUGCCCCUUCCCUUCUCAUCCCACCGCCUCAGCUGUCUCGCCUAAGGUCCCUGACUCUUCCUCGCUGAUAAUGAGGAAACCUGGUGUCCCAGCCAGUGGGGCCCCCUUCCUACCUCCUUGGGGUGGGAGGUAAACGAGGCUCCUAUACCAACCCCCCUCCCCCAGGAGAGAAAUGGUGGUUGAGUUUGGGGCCAGAAGUGAGCGCAGGAGACGCAGCCCCUCCGUCGGGGUCAGUGCGCCAUGAUCAGGUUGGUUUGGUUUGUCUUUGUGUCUUUUUGUUUUGUUUUGUUUUUUAAACAAUCAUUAGUGAGAUUUUUCUUCAGCCACUAGAGUUGGCCUUGAAGCAGAGGGCUGCAGCCCUUGAUGUUUGUAAAAUAAGAAAGAAUACACAGUGUGGCUGUGGUUGGGUUUUUUUCCCUCCUUUGAAAAUUUUCUUUUGUAAAAGCAAAAUUAAAUACCUUUUUAAAAAAUCUGUGGAUGAAAUAGAAGCUGGAACUCUCCUCUCGGAAUAUUCAGCCUAAGAACCUCAUGGGACUAUGAAUUCACCCGAAAUUUUCAUUUGCCAUCAGGCCGAGCUUUUAAAGAAAAAUUGUUCUCUAACCAGGAUUGUAACAAAAGUGUAAAUACUAUUUCAGAGUUGAAAGUUGAUGGUGCAAAUAUGUAUAUAACGUACUGUAUUUUUACAAUGAUUGUCGCAUGACUCUAUUCCACCCCCUUUUGUACUCCAGAUCUGUCUUCCAGAACCGUCACCUGCCCUUUCUCCUGUGGUCUCUUAAUCCAAUAAUUGUAUUACUGCCAUUAAAGGAUGCAGUUAUUUUAAAAAG
Messenger RNA from Phacochoerus africanus (Common warthog), 6329 nucleotides. RefSeq names its product zinc finger CCCH-type containing 4 (gene ZC3H4). Gene Ontology annotation, cellular component: nucleus. Gene Ontology annotation, molecular function: metal ion binding; RNA binding. Gene Ontology annotation, biological process: negative regulation of DNA-templated transcription. Lineage: Eukaryota; Metazoa; Chordata; Mammalia; Artiodactyla; Suidae. The record is from RefSeq and is a predicted model, not a curated record. Bases 57 to 3950 code for a protein of 1297 amino acids. The transcript has 15 exons.